UCUCCCUCUUUAUCUCUCAUUUCAAAGUUUCAACUGUCUUGAUCAUAAAUAAAUCAUCCUUAAAAAACAAGGAUACUCAAUAUGCUUGGUCUAUUCCAUCACAAACCUCUCUUGAUCGCCAUCACACUUGUUUAUAUCUUUCGAUUAUCUUCAUCUCUCAAGAUUGGAGAAACAUGUUCUACAAGUAACAACAAAUGUGAUUCCGGCUUACGUUGUGGCACGUGCCCGGCAAGCGGGAAUACACGACCAAGAUGCACUCGCAUUCAACCCUUUAGUCCUACUUCUAAGGUAAAUGGGUUGCCAUUUAAUCGGUACACAUGGUUAACAACUCAUAAUUCAUUUGCGGUAUCGGGUACUAAAUCACCAAGUGGGGGCCCGGUCUUAGGACCCGCUAAUCAGGAAGGUGAUGUUGCCUCUCAACUUCGAAAUGGGGUUCGAGGGUUAAUGUUGGACAUGUACGAUUUCAGCAACGAUAUUUGGUUAUGUCACUCCUUCGGCGGUAAAUGCUACAAUAUCACAGCAUAUCAACCGGCGAUCAAUGUGCUACGGGAGAUUGAAAAGUUUUUGCAAGCAAAUCCCUCAGAAAUUAUCACCAUUUUCAUUGAGGACUAUGUGACAUCCCCUAAUGGUUUGACUAAGCUUUUUGAUGCGGCCGGUCUUAAAAAAUACAUGUUUCCUGUUAGUCGUAUGCCUAAAAACGGCGGUGAUUGGCCCACGAUCACAGAUAUGGUUAAGCAAAAUCAACGAUUGAUUGUCUUUACCUCCAAAUCAGCAAAAGAGGCCUCUGAAGGGAUUGCUUAUGAGUGGAAUUACAUUGUUGAAAAUCAAUAUGGAAAUGAAGGGCAGAUUGCGGGUUCUUGUCCUAGUAGAUCAGAAUCAUCUCCAAUGAACACAACAUCGCGAUCUUUGGUCCUUCAAAACUACUUCUCGACUAAUCCCAAUGUCACGGGAGCAUGUAUUGAUAACUCUGCUCCAAUAAUUUCCAUGAUGAACACAUGCCAAAUAGCUGCUGGGAAUCGUUGGCCCAAUUAUAUUGCUGUCGACUUUUACCAGAGGAGUGAUGGUGGAGGAGUAGCAGAAGCGGUCGAUGUAGCCAAUGGUCACAUGACAUGUGGAUGUCUUAACAUUGCCUAUUGCGGGGUGAAUGGGACAUGUAACACACCAUUGCUUUCACCUCCACCGCCAGCUCAACUGUCGCCUGGAGGAGGCUCUGCUGGUUCAAGCAUGGGUUUCUCGAUUCAUGAAGGGGUUUGGUUACAUUGGUUUGUUGGUACCGUUUUCUCUACAUGGAUCUUGCUAUUGUUGUAAAUUUUGCAAUUGGACCUAGGAGUGUUUUUCUCUCCCUGGUUUACUUGUUAAAUUCUUUUUUGUGUGUACUGCGGCUGCAAAUGUGUACAUACAUGUAUACGUUUACUACCAGUUGCUUUUGUUGUAUUGAGGAUUUAUGUUCUGUUAGAUCUAAUCGUUCUACAUGAAACUGAGAUGUAAAUAGUAACAACAGUGAGGCUCUAAGAAGAAUAUGUUGAAUUCGAUUA
Molecule: messenger RNA, 1535 nt
Organism: Erigeron canadensis
Lineage: Eukaryota; Viridiplantae; Streptophyta; Magnoliopsida; Asterales; Asteraceae
Product: PI-PLC X domain-containing protein At5g67130-like
Exons: 8
Coding region: 82-1308 (408 amino acids)
Biological process (GO): lipid metabolic process
Molecular function (GO): phosphoric diester hydrolase activity
Source: RefSeq, a predicted model, not a curated record